CUCGCCAGAACGGGAGGGCGGGGGCUCGCUCUUCUCUCGCGCGCGCUUGGGAAAAUGUUACGCAGGUUCUAAAAUGGAACGUUAGCGGCGGCGUGAUUGAGCUCUGGAGGGGGGGCCGGAGUAAGUAAGGGCGAGAACUGCAAAAACAAACAGCGGUAGCCGGCAAGCAGUUGGAUACUCCGCUCAAUCUGUGAGCAGCCGCUGCCUUCGCCGCCCCCUCCUUCCUCCCUGUAUGGAGCUUUCCGCAAUUGGGGAGCAGGUGUUUGCUGUGGAGAGCAUCAGGAAGAAGCGCGUAAGAAAGGGUAAAGUGGAAUAUCUGGUGAAAUGGAAAGGAUGGCCCCCCAAGUACAGCACAUGGGAGCCCGAGGAGCACAUUCUUGACCCUCGUCUGGUGAUGGCUUAUGAAGAGAAGGAAGAAAGAGAGCGUGCCUCAGGUUACAGAAAGAGAGGUCCGAAACCUAAGCGCCUGUUGCUGCAGAGACUAUAUAGCAUGGACCUGAGGAGUGCCCACAAAGGGAAAGAGAAACUCUGCUUUUCUCUGUCCCGGAGGUUUGGGGGAGGAGGAAACAACUUGGCAGGGGCCAAGGGAGGGCAGACAGAACUGUCUGAGAAGAGUGGGGGAGCGGUCUUGCCCUUUCCUCUUCGGAAACAGAGCAAGAACCAGAAGUACCUGCGCCUUUCACGGAAGAAGUUCACCCGCAUGUCGAGCCUGGAGAAUCGGAAUCGUCGUCGGGAGUUCUUUUUGAAGGAGCCCGUGGCCCUUGAGGACAGGCAGCCACCCAGUGACUGGGAUGAUGCAGUGCAACCUGCUAGCACAGAAGUGGGCCCAGAGACAGCGGAAGGCCCUUUUUCCUGGAGCCCUGCAUUGCCCCCAAAUGAAGUGACAGUUACAGACAUCACAGCAAACUCCAUUACGGUGACUUUCAGAGAAGCUCAGAUGGCAGAGGGCUUCUUCCGAGACCGGAGCAUCCAGUUCUGAAUCUGCUGUUCGUUAACUUUUCUUGUACUCUCCUUUUCUUUCCACAUUAAGGGAAUAUUUGCGUUUGGGUUAUUCCUGCAUUCCCAAUCAGGUUCCAUUACACUUUCAAUUAUAUUAUUUUUUUUAAAAAAAACAAUGCGAAAAAAAGUCCCUUUAAAAAUGUUUACAGCGCAUUUUUAUUUUUUUGACAGAUGGUCACGCUGACAUUCUUUUCUGUCCUGUAGAUCUUUCAAAUACACAAAACCAAGAUAAGGCAAUGUGAGGGUUACCUGUGCUUUCCCCCCCUCAUUUGUUACUAUAGAUAGAAAAAAAGUGUGUAAAUAUAUUACUUGUCGUUGCUUUGUCUGUCUGGGAAACUGAAGCUUUUUUCACUGGCAAAGAUAUUUAUUCACAGUGCAUUGUGGAAAAGUGUCAAUUUCUUAUAUCAGUUAUAGCAUAUACCUUCUGCACUUGAAGUUAAGGGCUCAGUGUCUGAAAUAGGAAAGAGGCCAAAUAUAAGUAUCCCCAAUCUCUUCCAGGUUCAGUUGACUUCUGUAGGUCAGACCGCUUCCCUGACCUGCUUCCCUCCAGGUGCAUAUACAAAAACAUUAGUCCCCUCUUUCUUUUGGGUGUCUGCCUUUCUGUUCUUGAUGCUUCCUCAUUUACUAGCACUGUUCAUGAUGGGGCUUGCUGUCCACAGCGCUUCCACCAAUGCUGUAACAUAGAGAAACAACUACAACUGGUACACUGGCUUUCUGGUCUGGGCUACCAAAGAAUUGUGCUGGUAUUUUCCUUGCUCGUGGUUGUAGAUGGAUGUAGAUUUAACCAUGGGAGUGGAUAUGCUUUAGCACAUAUGCAGUGUUGAUCCCUGAAAAGUUCCUGGAACACACGAACGUACUCCAAGAGGAAAAAAUAUGACUAGCUUGGUAGAUGAAAAAUUGAGGCCAAUAAUUAAGGUAUUUCAGUUAGCAGCCUUAUAUAUAUUUCUUCUUCCCUGUGCAGUUACAUACUCAACACACACCAAAAGGGAAUUGCCCAGUAAAUUUACCUUUUUAUAUAGGUUAAUAAUUGGAAGACCUUUUUUAAAACUAGAUUCUGUUUUAGGCAAGCCUUAUUGGACAUCUGGUUGUCAAUUUGAUAGUAUUAAGAUGUGCACAUGUAUAAGGAUAUUUGGAGUGUAUCUGUUUCUGUAUGAAACAGUAUUUUGCUAGGCUUCAAAUGGUUUGAGGAACACUGCACCAACAUUCUGUUCUGAUUCAAGCUGAUGGAUGCUGUGGCUUCAACUCGCAUUACAUAACCAUUGUUAUUAAAUUAACUUCAUGCAUCUAUAGUAUGGGAGUAUCAGGUGAGUUAAAAGUGGAAGUAGUUGAUGGAGUGAAGGACUUUUUAAUAGAGUCAAAACAGUUACCAGUUUUGUUUAGGAAUUUAGACCGAAAGUGGGAUAUUGGCACUGAUUAUAUUGCCCUAUCUGAUCCAAUGCAAGAUCAGAAAUACUAGAGCAGAGGAAUGGGUUGAAAGAUGAGUAUGAGACAGUUCUUAUUUUAUUAAUUUGUUCUUCAAUGGACACUAUUCUUUUUGAGUUCUUCCUCAUUUUGGUACUUCUAUAUAUUUUUCUGUACAAAUAUUUUAUGAAGAUCUCUGCCAGGAGAAGCUGCUUGCGGUUACAUAGGACUUUGUCUUGCACUUCAGUACCUUGAAACUUGUGCUGGACCUCUUUGUGAAUGUUUUGUUUUAGACGAACUGCUGUACCUAUAAACUGUAUAGCUUUAGCAUAUGUUCUUGUGCAUAUGUGCUUCUUUUAAGUUUGCUUGAACAGAUGAACUCCAGAAAAUAAUUUUCCUAUGGAAAGUGACAAUGGAAAGGUAGAAGGUAGGGCUGCAAUCUGAACCCUAGUUUUUGAAGAAUUAAGUUCAGCUGAAAUGAAGAGGUCUCGCUUUAUUAUUUUUUUAAAAAGGACUAAGCAUUGAAAGAAAAACUAACUUGUACUGACCUCAGCUUUUUAACCCACAAAAAAUGCUUCUCCCUUUGAUGGGUGAAAUUCUUUAUUAAUUCAGAGAUUUAUAAAAAUGGAAAUGUUAAAAUUAUGUGAGGCUUCUAUGCCUAGUCUUCCAUCAAGACUUUUACUACCAACCUGAUGUCAAAUUCUGGAAGUGUAGUUUACUGCUGGACAAAAUUGUUGCUUGCCAAUUUAGAGAACUAUCUGUUGAUGCUCAGUGCAACAGCUGUGGUUUUUUCUUUCCCUAAACUCUUAAAGGAAGAGGUGUCAUUAUUGGGUCAGAAGGUAUAAAUUAGGAUAGUUCAUGUUAUUUCACAUUGACAAAGGAAGAUUUACUUCUUGAAAGUGGGGAAGGAAUAUAUUUGAUUUCCACCUUUCUGAACUAUUCUGGCCUCCUUUAUUCUACAUUAGAUUGCAGACAGCAUUAACAUAGUAAGAGCCCAAUUUUUCUGAGCUCUUAAUAUGAGUCCCAGAAAAAAUGUGAAAGCUGUGCUUUCCCCAGAGUUUAGUCAACAAUUCAUGGCUUAGCAUGAUAAACAAGUUCCAUUUGUAUGUUAUGAGUGAGGUUUGAAACUGAGUUUCUAAGACCUGACCUCCUUCAACUCAAGUGAUGGCAUAAAUUAAUUAUAGAUCUAAAUACUUAAAGGAAUAAAUACAGUAAUAUUGGUAAGUAUGCAGUUGUUAAAGGAAUGGUGUCUGUUCAAUUCGAGAGAGCAGAGGAUCCAGUUUAAUUCAUUUUACAUUGCUUAAAAUGCAUCAUUUCUUACAGAAAGAGAAAUUGAGUAUAAGUUGAGUUUAAGGUGAUCUUCCAGAAUAGCAUUGUCAUAUGUAUGUGUAUGAUUAAUGAAUAUACAUUUCAUAUUACAUCAUUAUAUAGUACAUUACAUUGGCAAUAGUUUUUCUUGGUUUCCAAGACAUAUGUAGAAAAUUUGUAGCUUCUCCUCAGUUUCUAGUAACAUUUUGCUAUACUGUUCAGGGUUAGAUGCAUUGCUUCAGCAAAAUGUAGCAUUAUUAUGGCUGUAGAUUUUUCAUCCUUUAGUUUCUCCCAUUUAAAAAAAAUGCCAAAGUGAUUAGUAUAGUACAAACAUUUUUAAAGUUGUCCAGUGGUCACCAAGUUAGUCCAAGUCCAGUUUGAGAUCUAAUCCUAUUACCAUACAUUUUUCCUGUUUAAUAAUUCCUAUAUGCAUAGAUAGUUGAGCUGUUCAUCUUCUUGAUGUGCAUGUAAUUUAUGUGAGAAGGAAUAUGUAGAGAAAGGGCCAUGUUUUAAUUUACUGCAGCUAAUAUGUAUAUAUGCUAUUUGUGCAUAUGCUGUAAUGCCUUGUGCCAAAGAGAAGGUAAGAUAAUUUGAUGUUUCAUGUUUGUAUUUUCAGCAUGAUUUGGAAAAGUAAUCUCUUAAGCUAGAUAACAACAGAGGUAUGAGUAGAUGUAAAAGAAGAGAGAGAUGAAGUCUUGUAUUAAGGAAAUCUAACAUAAGUGUACAAUUUGAUAUCCUCCAGUAACAUAAUACCUUAAUAGAUGCUGUUCCUUGUGAAAAAGAUUAUCCUUUUCCUUAAGCCACUAAAGGAUUAAAGAUAAAAACCAUAAUAUUUAUGAAGACUAUUACAAGUUAUUGUAUAGUUAUGUUGAUGUUCCUUGAUGUGCAUAUUGAUGAAAACAGAAGCAGCUGUAAUAUGACUAUAUACAAUCAUUUUUGCUUGAUGGUUGUGGGCUGUCAGUUGCACAAGAGGGUAUAGCAGUUUUUAAGAAAUGUUAGGAAAUAUGAACUUGUUAAAAUGUUGAAAUGUACUAGGUUUUCCUUUUUAAUAAUAGGAAACUUCCUUGGAAGAGACAGCCCCCUAGUAUGGAAAAUCUAGUAGAAAAAGGCAAAUUCUCAUCGCCUCCUGAAGCUAAACAUUAACCAUGUGUAAGUUUAAAGCAGAUUUGAAGAAUCCUGAUAAAUUGGUACUUCCAGACUCAUAUAGGUAUUGGGCCACUGCCCUAGUCUAAAGCUUAACAAUCAACAGAAUUUAUUGGAGGAAGGGAAAUAAAUUGUUUUAAUAUAUCAAAAUGCAGAUUUUAAUUGGCCCAAUUCAUAGUACUUUGAACUGUGCACUAGUGUGAAGAGAUUAACACUACAUUUGCACCAAUGGUUGUACUUGCCUAUAAUGUAGUGUGUCUGUACAUCUGAUAAAUGAUUUGCAGAUUUGUAUUAUGACAAGCCAGUCUAAAAUGCACAAACGUUAAUACCAAGGAUGCAGUCCUAUGCAUCUUACUGGGAGCAAAUACUAGCAAGCACAGUGAUGCUUCCUUUUAAAUGUAAGAUUGCACUGUAAAUGCUUAUUUCCAUAGUACUUAGAAAUAAAUGGCAUUAGUAAGACACAGAUUUAGCCAUUGUAGACCCCAGGUUGCUGUUCUUUUAUAAAUUGCAGUUACCCUUUCACACUUAACUGCACAGUAGGUUCCCCAUUUUAGACGGAAGAGAAUGUUCCCUAGAACAAUUCCAGACUUCCCCUUGAACUCAAAAAACUUUCCAGAUAUCAGCAAUAAGUUGUUUCUGAUAGAUUCCCCCCAGCGUUGUGCACACUAGUCAAAUGCAGCAUUGUGACACUCUUCCAUUUAUGUGUGUAUAUAUGAUGUAUAUUUUAAUGCAUAUUUUCAGAGUUCUCCUUUCCCUAACAAAUUGCACUUUAAUAACUUAUUAGGGAUGUGGGGCUACAUCCGGAUAUUUUGUGGGAUAUAAACAGUUCAACAGUUUUUUUCUUAAUGGCUGUUACAGUCUUUAAUUGGUGACUUUUUUUGGAAAAGUGUGGGAGGAAAUAUGAAAUCAAAAUUUUUAAAAAACCAAAACAGGGCAUUAUUAUUGUCUACUGAACUUAGAAAACAUUUUAGUGCCAAGAACAUCCCAUUUAAGGGGGUUUGAGCUGUGUUCUUCCUUGUUGUUUGCACUGCUUGAUCUCUCAGAAUGACUGCCUGAAUUAAUUGCUUAUUCCUAUAACCUUGUUUUCUUUGGGAUAGAUAUGGCAAUGUAUUUGAUGGAUGGGAGAAAAAUAGACCAGGUGUGUUGCUUUGUUUUUCUGUGUGUUAUUUUGGGAGAGGGGUUGACUCCUCAUUAUUGGCAUGGUACCUGAGUUGAUAUUUUCCUGACCCCAGUGCCCAAGUUACCUUUGCACACAAAAGCUUCCUUUGCACAGAAUGAGCUUCUUGGGUUUUUUGUACAGACUGACUGAAUGUAUUGGAAAGGGAGGGGUUCAGGGAACAAAUUCCGAACAAAAAUUUAAAAAUAAAUUGCAGUUUUAAUGCCUUUUUGUGAGUGAGUGUUUGCUGCAAAACAGAGAUUGUAAUACAAACAAGGAGGACAGAGCGAGUUUUAAUUGAUGCAAUGUGUGGCUUUAUUUUUGUACUGAUGAUGGUUAAGAGACUGUACAACAUCUAUUUAUUUAGAUGAUUUAUGUAGUAAAUGUUGCAAACAAGGCUAUCAAAGAGCAUUAAAUGAGAACUGACAUUUAGCUAA
Molecule: messenger RNA, 6444 nt
Organism: Candoia aspera
Lineage: Eukaryota; Metazoa; Chordata; Lepidosauria; Squamata; Candoiidae
Gene: CBX7
Product: chromobox 7
Exons: 6
Coding region: 233-979 (248 amino acids)
Biological process (GO): negative regulation of transcription by RNA polymerase II
Cellular component (GO): PRC1 complex
Source: RefSeq, a predicted model, not a curated record